AUGGAAAAAAUGAUGAAAUAUUUGUUUAUAACUAUAUGUGCUAUAAUAAAUUUUAUUAUUCCUAUAAUUCAACUUUCUAUUGGAUUUCAUUAUAUUGUUAAAAAUGGAGAAGAUCCUAAUAAACAAUGUCAAGCAGCACCUGAUUUACCAUUACUUAUGGCUAUUGGUGGAAUAUUUGCACUUUUUUUCUUUGGUACAGCUUAUGGUUUUUUAAAAAUGAUUGUAAUAAAAAAACAACAAAGUGAUGUAUCUGGAAAAAUGCCAAAAAUUCUUGUUGGUCUUGUUAGUUUUACUUUUGGUGCAAUUACAUUUAUUUUUUUUAUUCUUAUACAAAUUCAAGUUUAUACAGCCUAUUCAAAAGGUGUUCAAUAUAAUAGUAAAAUAAUAUUAAAUUAUUGUCAACCAACAGUUAUACGUGGUGCUUUAGCUAUAAUUAUUCUUACAUAUAUUAAUAUGUUUCUAUUUAUUGGCCUUCUUAUAUUUAUUGUUAUUAAUAGAAAAAAAAAAUUAGAAAAAAAAAAGCAAGAAAAUAUUGAUACGAUGAUGGAUUCUAUACAUGUAAGACUUUAA
This is a messenger RNA of Rotaria sordida, 570 nucleotides long. NCBI's taxonomy places the organism in Eukaryota, Metazoa, Rotifera, Eurotatoria, Philodinida, Philodinidae. The record is from the annotation of a GenBank genome assembly.